AUGAGGGCUCCCUACUCCAAGUCCAGGUCUCAGACUCUGCCCAGGGGAGACCUCGGCUGGUCAAGCAGGGUCCCUGCCCGCCUGGCAGACCCCAGCACGAGUGGGAAGGAGAGCUGCCUCCAGGAGGCCGAGCGCGGUGGCUGCCAGCAGGUGAGCGAGGCCAGGCCUCGGGCCAGCCCCGAGCGUGGUGACCAGGUGGGGCAGGAAACCAAGCCAGAGUCUGUCCUUCUCAUCGGGCUCUUGCUGGGAGAUGCCAGGGGGCGGAAGGAGCGCGUGCCCUCAUGA
Molecule: messenger RNA, 285 nt
Organism: Rangifer tarandus platyrhynchus (Svalbard reindeer)
Lineage: Eukaryota; Metazoa; Chordata; Mammalia; Artiodactyla; Cervidae
Source: the annotation of a GenBank genome assembly